Mustela lutreola (European mink) is the source of this 707-nucleotide messenger RNA. RefSeq names its product intraflagellar transport protein 172 homolog. The transcript is spliced from 4 exons. The coding region runs from base 311 to 643 and encodes 110 amino acids. Lineage: Eukaryota; Metazoa; Chordata; Mammalia; Carnivora; Mustelidae. The record is from RefSeq and is a predicted model, not a curated record.
UGCCCUUCUGUCCCUACAGGGUAAAUUUGAAGAGGCCAAAGCUGAAUUCAUCAGGGCUGGUACGCCCAAGGAAGCAGUCCUCAUAUUCGUCCAUAACCAGGCCUGGGAAGCAGCUCAGCAAGUGGCCGAGGCCCACGAUCCUGACACUGUCGCCGAGGCGCUUGUGGGGCAGGCCCGGGGGGCCUUGGAGGAGAAGGACAUUCAGAAAGCAGAAGGGCUGCUGCUUCGGGCCCAGAGACCGGGCCUGCCCUUCAAUUAUUAUGAGGAGGCUGGAUUAUGGAGCGACGCUCUGUGGAUCUACAAGGACUAUAUGCGGGGUCAGCUGGAGGUUCUGAGGGAAGAGUAUGAGCGGGAGGCUACCAAGAAAGGGGCCAGGGGCAUGGAGGGGUUCGUGGACCAAGCUCGCCAGUGGGAGCAGGCUGGAGAGUAUAGCCGUGCCGUCGACUGCUACCUCAAGGUGCGGGGCUCAGGCAGCAGCAGCCUGGAGGAAAAGUGCUGGAUGAAGGUGAGGCGGGCUCCACCCUUCCUGGCUGCCCACUUCCCGGACCGCCCUCACAGCCAGCAUUCCUCCUCAGACAUUGCUUUUUCCUCCUGGGCCUCUCAUUUUCACUCAGGCGACAGGUACCUGCUGAGUGCUUGCUAGAUGCUAGAGCCAGAACUAUGAAAACUAUAAAAGGGGAUCUGAGGCAGAACGCCUAACAGACUGA